Aspergillus mulundensis is the source of this 1212-nucleotide messenger RNA. RefSeq names its product gelsolin family protein. Gene Ontology annotation, molecular function: actin filament binding. Lineage: Eukaryota; Fungi; Ascomycota; Eurotiomycetes; Eurotiales; Aspergillaceae. The transcript has a single exon. The record is from RefSeq and is a predicted model, not a curated record. The coding region runs from base 1 to 1212 and encodes 403 amino acids.
AUGGCCCCCCACGACGGCCUCGUCCACCCGGAACAAUACGACCUAAAAGACAGCAACGUCGAGCUCAUAAACUCCUCCCUCGACCACCGGGUCAAGCACGCCUCCGCCGCCACCGAGCCCGCCUGGAACAACGGCGCGAUCGGGUCCCAAGCCGGCCUCUUCAUCUGGCGCAUCGAGGACUUCGAAGUGAUCCCGUGGCCGAAAGAGCGCUACGGCGAGUUCUACGACGGCGAUAGCUACAUCGUUCUGCACUCGACCAAGAUCGAAAAUGAGGAUGACAAGCCCCUGCGUCAUAACAUCUUCUUCUGGCUCGGUAGUAAGACGACGCAGGAUGAAGCCGGCACGGCUGCGUACAAGACCGUUGAGCUAGAUGAGUUUUUGAAUGGUGCUGCGACGCAGCAUCGCGAGGUGCAGGGGUAUCCGUCCGAGGAGUUUACGGCUCUCUUCCGGCGCAUUACGAUCCGGGCUGGUGGUGUUGCGAGCGGAUUUACGCAUGUUGAGGAGGAGAUGCCGAAGGAGGUAACUACUUUACUACGCGUUUUUAAAUCGCCGGGUGGUGGGAGGGGUGCGCCUAUUAUCGUUUAUGAAGUUGAGCCUACGUGGAGGAGUCUCGACGACGAUGACGUCUUCGUUCUGGAUAAGGGCGAGAAGAUCUGGGUCUGGCAGGGGAAGAACUGCAGUCCGAUGGAGAAGGCCAUGGCUGCGCAGGUGGUUAGCGAUAUGACGCUUGCCAAGCACGUUGAUGUGGAGGUCUUGUCGCGCCAUGAGUCGCGGUCGAGGAUUGUGGUUGAUCUGCUGGGUGGGAAGGAUGAUGAGGGUGUGGAUGUUACGAGCACGUUCAAGGCGGCGCGUCCGGUAUCGCAGGCUAAGAGGGCUUUGGAGAGUUCGGACGGCGAUCGCCCGCGCAAGUUGUUCCGGCUUAGUGAUGCCUCUGGUGAGCUUGAGUUUGAUUUGGUCAAGGAGGGAGGGAAGGUUCGGAAGUCGGACUUUGAUGGAAAUGAUGUCUUUCUGUAUGAUGUUGGCAGUCGGCUUUGGGUGUGGCAGGGGCUCGGAGCAAGUCAGAGAGAGAAGGCGCUGUGGAUCAAGGUCGCGCAGGCUUAUGUUCGGCGCAUUCAGAGCCAGGAGUCGGAGUCUGAUGUGUACUCGGUUCCUAUUUCCAAAGUCGUGCAGGAUUAUGAGAGCCCGUCUUUCCUGAAAGCGGUUGAUGUUUAG